This is a messenger RNA of Tribolium madens (black flour beetle), 1365 nucleotides long. RefSeq names its product pachytene checkpoint protein 2 homolog (gene pch2). Gene Ontology annotation, molecular function: ATP binding; ATP hydrolysis activity. The coding region runs from base 118 to 1317 and encodes 399 amino acids. NCBI's taxonomy places the organism in Eukaryota, Metazoa, Arthropoda, Insecta, Coleoptera, Tenebrionidae. Gene Ontology annotation, biological process: reciprocal meiotic recombination; meiotic recombination checkpoint signaling. The record is from RefSeq and is a predicted model, not a curated record. The transcript is spliced from 6 exons. Gene Ontology annotation, cellular component: nucleus; chromosome.
GUAUUGCUUGUUAGUGAUUCCGUUUUUUACCUAACGCGAUGUUGGCACAAUUGUUACAUAACCUCACUUUAAAUUUAAAUUUGUCGGUUAUUUUUUUCGAAAAAUCGCUUAAAUAAAAUGAAACCCCUCAAUGUUGAGAUUAUUUUAAAGACUCAAAGCCACAUUUCUCGAUCUUCAAUAACUUCAAUAACUCGGCAUUAUUUGGAGAGUACCAAAAUACGAAGUAACACAGUAAUUACGCAAUUUGAUAAUGAGCACCACCCCAUACUUCAUUCGGAAGCUAAAGCGAUAAUUAUUGAGGAAAUCCCCGAUCUUGAGGGCUUUAUCAACUUUAGUCAAUACGAAAUAAAUUGGUACGUGUACACUCUUGAUAUUAACGGCCCCGUGUGCCAGAUUGAGGAAGGGGAUGGCGAAGGCGAAGGCCAGUUAAAUAUCGCCACUCACUUGAUGCUCCCCUCAGCACACGUUUACAACUUGUGGGAAAAUCUCUACUACGAUAACAACAUCAAGCAAAACUUGCUUAAAUACGCCCAAACAAUGAUGGAAUUCUCAGACCGUGGCGUUGACACAAACAUCGUGAAUUGCAACCGCGUUAUUCUCCUCCACGGGCCCCCAGGAACGGGCAAAACGUCCCUUUGCAAAGCCCUAGCCCACAAAUUAUCCAUUCGCAUGCAAGAACGCUACACCUCUGGCGUUCUAAUCGAAAUCAACAGUCACAGUUUAUUCUCCAAGUGGUUCUCCGAGAGUGGCAAAUUAGUGACUAAAAUGUUCUCAAAAAUAAUCGAAAUUGUAGAAAAUUCAAAUUUGUUAGUUUGUGUUUUAAUUGAUGAAAUCGAGUCGCUUGCGCAUGCGCGAAACCAAUGCGUUUCUGGAAACGAACCGUCGGAUUCGAUCCGUGUUGUCAAUGCAGUUUUGACACAAAUCGAUCGCAUCAAACGAUACUCAAAUGUUUUAAUUUUAACAACUUCGAAUAUUACGGAAUCAAUCGACUUGGCAUUUAUUGAUAGGGCUGAUAUUAAACAAUACUUGGGGUUACCAACCCCCACCGCCAUUUGCAAAGUGUACCACUCGUGUAUCGAAGAAUUAAUAAAAGCACAAGUUAUUAAAUGUGAUGAGGUGGAAAGUAACAACAAGGAGAAAUUAUGGGAAAUAUGCGAGAAAAGUCAAGGUUUGAGUGGACGAUCCUUGAGGAAGAUUCCCUUCAUCGCGCAUGCGCUUUACCUGGAGGGGAGUUCCAUCGAUUUGGGGAAAUUUCUCGCCGCCAUGUUGUCAGCAAUCGAACGGGAAAAGAAGGAACGUCAAUAUUUCGAAAAAUAAUAACUUGUUGUGGUAGAAAAAAUAUACAAUUGCUUUCGUGACUUCAAA